This is a messenger RNA of Erigeron canadensis, 2585 nucleotides long. RefSeq lists its product as uncharacterized. The record is from RefSeq and is a predicted model, not a curated record. Gene Ontology annotation, cellular component: plasma membrane; plasmodesma. Gene Ontology annotation, biological process: protein autophosphorylation. Bases 69 to 2531 code for a protein of 820 amino acids. Gene Ontology annotation, molecular function: ATP binding; transmembrane receptor protein tyrosine kinase activity. NCBI's taxonomy places the organism in Eukaryota, Viridiplantae, Streptophyta, Magnoliopsida, Asterales, Asteraceae. The transcript is spliced from 7 exons.
AUCCAAAUGAGAUCAGAUAUUGCUUGAUCUUAUAUUGUUAUUGGAUCUUUCAUUUGUUCUAAAUAAUAAUGUCAAGCAUAAAAGAGUUUCAACAUCUCAAAAUUCCACUCCAAGACUUAAUAGCCGCCACCAAUAACUUUGGAGAUACUCACCGUAUCGGUCAAGGUGGGUUUGGGAAAGUUUAUAAAGGAGAACUCGUCCUGCCCGACGGGCUCACUGUGGUCGCUGUAAAACGCUUAGAUCGUGCAUUUGGGCAAGGAGACGCAGAAUUUUGGAAAGAAGUCAUGUUACUUACUCGUUACAAACAUGAACAUCUUGUAUCACUUUUAGGAUUUUGUAAUGAGGGUAGUGAAAAUAUCCUUGUAUACGAGUAUCUAACUAACAGAAGUCUCGACUUGUACUUGAGUGGCAAUGAUCUUUCUUGGAAUCAACGUCUUCGUAUAUGCAUUGGGGCAGCCCAUGGACUACAAUUCCUUCAUCAUCCUGCAGAGGGGAGUCAACAAAGAGUCUUGCACCGAGAUAUUAAAAGUGCAAAUAUUCUACUAGACCAAGACUGGAAACCAAAGAUUGCAGAUUUUGGUCUUUCCAAAUUUGGACCUGCUAACCAACAAUAUACUUAUCUUUUUUCUAACGCUGUAGGCACGAUGGGGUAUUGUGAUCCAUUGUAUAUGCAGACUGGCUACUUGACUAAAGAAUCUGACAUAUAUUCCUUUGGUGUGGUUUUAUUCGAAGUUCUUUGUGGGAGACUUUGUGUGCAAAAUUAUGAAGAUGUUCGUAGAUUUUUGGCUAUAUUGGCACGAAAGUGCUAUGAAGAAAAGAAACUAGACACCAUCAUCCAUAUGAGUCUGAAAGAAGAAAUUUCACCACCUUGUUUGGAAAGGUUUUCAACAAUUGCGUAUCAAUGUUUGCAGACAGAUCGCACUGAACGCCCAUCCAUUGCAAAAAUAGUGAAAGAACUGGAAAUUGCAUUGCAAUAUCAAGUGGAAUAUGAUUUUGAGAAGGAAAAGAAGUUGAAGCAACAUGUAGUGAUAGACUAUAACUCUGACGAGUAUUGGGAGUCAAAGCUUCCAAGAGACUUGGAAGUAAUAGUUAAGAGGUUCAAGAUUCCACAUGCCAUCUAUGCUGUAAAGAAGGAUCUGUUCGCUCAUCUUCAAAAGGGACUUCUUUGUGAUGAAGGCAACAAGUUCUUCUGGAUAAACGAUUACGGCAAGAAAUGUGUAUUGCUAUCACCAAGAAGCUUCCUAAAUCAUGAUCUGACGACAUGGGUAUUCCAACGUGAUUAUUUGAGGUUUUCAAGGGUAGCCGAGUAUUCUUAUGGAGCCUUAUAUGACAUUAAGUGUCAAAUAAAAACUAGCAUGUUAUCACUUGGUACCAUGUAUGCAGCUAGUCUGAUGUUCAAAUAUCGUGGAAAACCCAGGAGAGACCAACUAGCAUUUAAAAUUAUGUCAAUUAAAUGGAAGAUGGAUGAGUUAAGUGUACAAUCUAUGCAUUAUGCAGAGCAACUAUCAGACAAUUGGUAUAAGAUAGAAAUGUGGAACUUUAUUAAUCAUGGGCCGGAUGCUGAUUUUGAUAUUGUGCUCGAGAAACUUUCAUUUCUUCAUCAUCCAAUGAAAUCUGAUCUUUUGAUUCAAGGAAUUGACAUUCAACCCCUAGAGAUGUAUAUGCAGGAUGUGCGGGAUGAAGAGACUGAAGGAUUUAGAAGUCUUUCUAUGACAUAUGAAGGGGAUAUAGAUAUAGAUAAAAAUACGGAUCUUAUUAUGACAUAUAAUGGGGAUAUAGAUACAGAUGUAGAUACUAAUGAUAUGUACUGGGAGAAAAAGCUGCCAGAUGACUAUCAACGUUAUAUUGAGAUUUCGGACAAACCUUUGGACUACACCACAACAAAGGAACUCUACCUCCGUUUUUGUGAAGGUUUCCUAUGCGAUAAUGGCCGAUUGUUUUUAUCAUUAUGCAAAUCAACACGGGGAAUUCGUGCUAUGCUAGCCUACUUGGAAGACUAUGAUUACUGGGAACCUGAUUAUAUGAGGUCUCACGAGGAUGGGGGGAAAAGUGAAACCCCGCACUUCCGUCGCUUAUCCUUUUCUGAGCGUCGACACAUGUUUUCACCUCAUCAUAACUAUGCAUGCUAUCUUGUUUUCAAAUUUCCAGAAAAACCCACUCAAACAGAGGAUAUUCUUUUGUUUAGUGCAGAGUGCAUGCUGGAAUUAAUCUCGCAAGGUACAAUGUAUGCAUGUAUGAGUUUCUCUGCAACGAAUAUACCCAUCAUCAAACCAAAGAGUGAUUAUAGAUUGCACGACUCAUCAAAUAUACCAGCAGAUCGAGGACGUGGGAUGAUAAAAGGUCGCACCGAGCAUUAUGUAUAUAGUAGGAUUGAGGAAAGGAAGGAUGGUUGGAUGGAGGUCAUGUUGUGUAAAUUAUUAUGCCACUUGGAGGAUCCUCGAUUCCUGUCGGUUAAAUUAAGAGAUCACGAGUACCAUACAGUUAGAACCUUGCCUGUGAAAGGCAUCGAGUUUAGGCCAUGUAAUGUUUGAAAGAUCACUAGAGUACAGUUUUCAUCUAUGUAGCUUCUAUCGUACCCAGUGUCA